Meloidogyne enterolobii is the source of this 399-nucleotide messenger RNA. NCBI's taxonomy places the organism in Eukaryota, Metazoa, Nematoda, Chromadorea, Rhabditida, Meloidogynidae. The record is from the annotation of a GenBank genome assembly.
GUAAAUAUUAUGCAAAUCGAAAAUUGUACUGCUGUUUUCAAACUUCUUCCUUAUAAUAAACGAUUUUCUUAUGAAAAUUUUAUUCAACUUGCACGCCAUGGAAUAAAUACAGAAUAUAAUCCUCGACGAUUCCAUUCAAUAAUUAUGCGUGUUCGGCAUCAAGAAUAUAAAACUACGGCGGCACUUAUUUUUCAAUCUGGCAAAGUUGUUCUCACUGGUGUUCCAAGCCCUUCUCUGGCAAACAGAAUGGCUUGGCGUGUAACUAAAAGAAUUCAAGCCUCAUAUAAGACAACAGGCACUGACUAUUCCUAUUUAAAAAUUGGUGUGAGGAAUCUUAUCGUUACAAAUAUUGUUGGGAUGGAGAAGCCUCCUGCCUUUGUUAUAUCUCAGGACGUGUAA